AGUGGUUACAUGAGGCGGGGUGGACACAGCGUCCUGCGCGCCGGAAGAGGCGGGGCUGAAACGGGGCCUCAGGCGACGCGGCGUCGGGGAGGGAAGCUUCCGCCCUUGUUCUGGCAGGCUUUCGCCCACGCCCAGGAGGGCCCAGGGGCUCCUGGGUCGGGGCAGCAGUUGAUGCUUCUCGGAGCGGCGGUAGCCCCGGCAACGACUCCUCCGGGAGGCGGAGGAUGGAUGCAGGUUUAUUUGCAGUUACAGUCUGUUUCACCUACCUCGUGCCACGCUAUGAACCAGGAUCCCUCGAGGGGAGAAGCCGCUCUGCGAGCGGUGGUCGCCGUGGAACGACUUGGGGAGCCGGUGGGACAGGUACAAACGAGUUGUGAUGGAAACUUUGAAAAUGUAGAGCUGGGUGUCAUAGGGAAAAAAAAGAAAAUUCCAAGACGGGUCAUUCACUUUGUCAGUGGUGAAACCAUGGAAGAAUAUAGCACUGAUGAAGAUGAAAGUGAUGGUCAAGAGAAAAGAGACCUUUUACCUACUAUUGAUCCGACAAAACUUACCUGGGGUCCCUACUUAUGGUUUUACUUGCUUCGUGCUGCCACAUCAACACUUUCAGUGUGUGACUUUCUUGGAGAGAAGAUUGCGUCACUUAUGGGUAUCAGCACCCCAAAGUACCAGUAUGCCAUUGAUGAAUAUUACCGGAUGAAGAAAGAGGAGGAAGAGGAAGAAGAAGAAAAUCGAUUGUCUGAAGAGGCAGAAAGACAGUAUCAGGAGCAGCAGCAGAAGCUCCAGGCUGACUCCACUGUUCAGACAGACCAGCCAGAAGCUGUGGCAUCAAAUUCUUUUGUUAACCGUAAUUUUGAAAUGGAUGGAGACUGUAAAGUAAUUAUGGAAAAUAAACAAAGUCUAACCCCUGUUAGCCAUAACUUAGAAUAAAACGACUUAGCAAAUUUCAAACUCCAGGGUAUUUUUUUUUAACUUAAGGAAACUUACAGUGAAACUUAUUUAUAUUUAAAAUUUUGUUGAAAGGGGCAAUUACCCUUCAGUAGUUCUAGAGUGUCUCUUAAAGAAUCCAAAGUCUAUCUAGUAAACAGCAGUUUUCUUUCAAACUGACUACAGGCAUCAGAAAACUAGGCUAAAGCUUAAAUCUCCUAUAUAAAAGCAGUAAAAGAUCUUUUGUCAAAAUGUCAGAAUGAAAACAUGUCAUUUUAUGUUUGACACUGGGCAAGGUAUAUGGGGGAUUAAACUAAUAUUUCUAAAUUUUUGAAACAAAACAGGAUUUUUUAAAAUGUUUUCUAAUUUGUAACCAUGUUUAUAUUAACUCUGGCUUAUAUACUAUUAGAGUGAAUUUCAUCAGCACCUAAAAUUUGAUCUUAGAACAAGAUGGAAAGCAUUUUUUUCUUGUUUAGAAAAAUUCGUAUUCAUUAGUCAUGGAAAAUAAUGUUUUGGUUACAAUGAAACUGUUCAUUUCCAUUCUUCCCAAAUUAGGUUUUAAGAUGAGAGUAAUUUCAGCUUGUUUAAACCUCCUUAAUCUUGACUUUUUCUUAAUAGUAGAAUUAGGGACUAAAUCAAAUUUUGACUCAUUUUCAGUUUCAACUGAAUAAUUUACAAUGAGCGCAUACAUGCUCAAAUUACAAGCAUAUAAAAAUUGCUCAGAAAGAUUCCUACUUUUGGCAAUGAAGUUUUUUGCCUUUAUCAUUCUUCAUUUUCUAGUAGAUAAAAUUAAGUGAUCAGUAACUAGCAUGCUCAUUCCAUCACUCACCAUGUUAUCUACAAACCUUAUGCGUAUAAGUCACUUUUGGAAAUGUGCUCAGAUGUACAUAAAUCAGUAUGGGCAUGGUGGUAAAGUAGUGGUCAUUUGUAAAUUCAAGCAUUGCAAAGGUAGGAAAAAAA
Molecule: messenger RNA, 1884 nt
Organism: Phascolarctos cinereus (koala)
Lineage: Eukaryota; Metazoa; Chordata; Mammalia; Diprotodontia; Phascolarctidae
Source: RefSeq, a predicted model, not a curated record